Messenger RNA from Effrenium voratum, 723 nucleotides. The record is from the annotation of a GenBank genome assembly. Lineage: Eukaryota; Dinophyceae; Suessiales; Symbiodiniaceae.
AUGGCGGGCUCUCUGCUUCUGGCCUUCGUCGUCGGAGCCGCCGCCAAGAGCCUACCAGAGGCGCUGGAGAGCCCAUGGAGCAAGCUGGCAGAGGGCCCCUGGGGCGCUCGCGAGGGGCUGAUGGUGGCCAGCGUCAAGGACCAGCUGAUCCUCACCGGUGGCCGCACCACUGCGGGUGUGGGCUUCGCAUCGGGAAAGGACGACGUGUGGCGCUCUGCGGACGGAUCGACCUGGACCAAGGCUCCGGAGGCGGAGUGGGGCGGCCGCUCCUACCACAUUCUGAUCGAAGAAAAUGACGACGGCUGCAUCUUCCUGAUGGGCGGCCAGACCUUUUCCACGUUCUUCAACGACGUGUGGAAGAGCUGCGACGGCGCGGACAGCUGGUCGCUGGUGACGAAGCAGGCGGCCUGGCCAGCCAGGGCCGGGCUCGGGGGUACGCUGCACAAGAAGAAGCUCUUCGUGGCGGGCGGGUGCCAUGAUGAUGUGAAGUACGACCCUGGACUCUUCCGGAAGUUCUACAGCGACGUUUGGUCCUCGAGCGACGGAGAGCAUUGGGAGCUCGUGACCAGCAAUCCAGGAGAUGGAAGGGCCGCAGUGGUCCGCGGUUGGUGUCCUUCAAGGAGGAUCUUUACAUCAUCGCCGGGGAGGUGGGUUUCACCACCAAGACGCAGCUGGGGGACGUUUGGUCCUCCAAGGACGACGGCAAGACCUGGGCGCAGCUGA